GUCGAGGCGCGGGCCACUCCCGGGCCAGCCACUUUAGCUGCGCUUCUCCUCGACCAUUCAACGUCAUCCUCAUCAUCAUCACUACGCUCCGUCAUGCCAGCGACGAGGAGGAGCAGCGGCUGGCUCAAUGGCGGCAUAGAGGGCACAGAUACCAUGGAUUAUGUCCUUGAGCAUCUCGAGCAAUUCAAACGCAAGCAUAUAGCCCAGAAUCGAGACGUCAUCAAGUCGAACGCCUUUCUGCAGAUCAGGAUACGAGAGCUCGAGGAGCGGAUACAGCAACUCGAAGCAGAGCGAAACCGCGUCCACUUUGAGAACUGCCAGCUGAGGAGUCGGGGAGGAAGCGAUGCUGCGAGGAGAGUGUGGCUCGACUUGGGUAGAGCAAUGGGGUUCAUGGACCCGUCUUCGAGCUCAUCAUCGCAAAGACUCGCCAAUCAACACAUCACACUCGAUCCGGAUGCGCUGCCGCCGGGUAUCGCUCGAGCGGUUGCAAAGGCGCCAGAGAUUGAGCAGAUUCGGGAGGAGCUGGAGGAGGGUGGUGGCGAGACGGAGGGAGAGGAUCAGGAAGAGAGGAGAGGCGGAGAAUUUGAGUCGGAAAAGAGGAGAAGGGUGGCUCAAGAGGAGGAGGAGCCAAGAAGAACGGCGCCGACGCAGCGAGUACAGCCCGCCCCCACAGCGAGUGCCGCUGCCCAGCGCAAGAAGACGGAGACGAUGAAGGGCAGGCAGCAGCAGCGCAAAUCUACCAUCACGCGCGCCAAGAGGGCUGAUAGCGAGGAGGCAGAGGCAUCGUCGCCUCCGCCACCUGAGCAACCGUUGCCACCGCCUGCAGCUCAGCCCGCUGCUUCAUCCUCCUCCACGUCCACACGCACUCGUACCCUCCCUGCCGCUCCUUCCUCUUCAUCAUCACGAGCCCGUUCGUCUUCACCACUCGAGUCAUCAGCAGGCGAGGAGGAGGCCCCGGCAGCCUCAUCACGCACACGUGCAUCGAGGCGGUCAAGCGUGCGCACAGUCAACUAUGCGCUACCCAAGCUCAACACCAAGAUGCGCAAACCAGACCCAGAAGACACCAAGCCCGCUCCUUCCACGGCAUCAAGCGCGAGCAGCGCUCGUUCGUCACUAGCAGGAACGGAUGCGCAAUCGAGUCCUCUAGGCGGAGAUCUCAAGGAUCUCAAGAGGGAGAGGCAGGCGAGUCCGAAGCUAGCAGCACCGAGGCAGCCUCGACUGCGCCAUUCACGGUCGUCAGAGACGCUGCCUCGACGCAAUGCGAAUGCGCCCACCUCGCGCUCCUCGUCACUGCCGCGUGAUCAGGAUGACAGUGAGGAGGCGGGGCACAGUGAGGAUGAGCAGGCGGAUGGCACGCAACUCGCCACGACCGGUGACGAGGACGACACCAUCGUAGGCCGGCCGGGCGCUGCGUUUUCACCAAAGGCAGCGAUGGGAGAAACCUUGUCUGAGCUGUUUGAUACACAGGCCAGCUCGUCAAGACCGACGUCUGCGCUUGAUACGUCGGAAGAUGAUGGCGGCGAAGAGUCGACCGUACCAGCUGCUCCCCGCGCAGCACCCGUACCGCGUAGCAUGAGCUCGACUGCAGCCUCGAGGAACAAGAGUGUCGGCACAUCUUCGUCAUCAACCGCUUCUUCCUCGUCGUCGUCGUCAUCAUCAGGCAGACGACCAUCUUCAUCCUCCGGUCUCUCCUCGUCAUCGACCGCCGGCGGACCAGCGCCAGCUCGCAAACAACCCCGCGCAUCAGCCUUGACGGACGCCGAUUGGGCGAUGCUGACCAGCGGCGCCAGCUCGACAGCGAAUGGCCGUACCUCCUCCUCCUCCUCCUCCUCCACCACGUCGACCCUCCCUCCCUCUCUCGCCGACCUAGCUUCAACCGCCCUCUGGCCAUCGACUCCCCAAAUUAACGGCGGGCACAAUGGCGGGCGAGUAGCGAGCGGCGGAGGAGCGGGUAGCACGGCUCUUGGCGGGCAGAGAAAGGUAUCUGCGCUCAGUAAGAGCAAGUCGCUGACCAAUCUUGGAGGAGCAGGAGGAGGAGGAGCGGGGUUUGUGCCCAGUAGAGCGGGUGGGAUGAAGGGCAAAGCUACGGGCGUAGGGAAUGGCAAUGCGACGCAGCAAGCGAUGAGGGCGUUGACCAGCUCGUCGGCUACGAAUGCUUCGGGUGCCGCAGGGUCAGGGGGAGUUUGGCUCAGCUUGAGUGGCCAGAGGUCGCCCUGGGCGAGCGAGAUGAUUCCGGUCGGGCCUUGGCCACGCGAGCGAUCUGCUGCUGCGAUCGGCAUCGACGACGAAGAAUUGAUGUAUAACGAGGCGGUGUUCGGUCUUGCAUCUUGUCUCUUGACAUCCCAUUCUCAUUCUCACUUCACCCUCGCUAUGUUGGAAGAAACGGCUCCAACUGCCUCGACCGCCACACAGACAGAGACGCUCCUUCUAAGCGUUCCUUCGCUGCAUUGUUCCUCGUGCGUGAGCGCCAUCCAGCAGACACUCUCACCCCACGCAACCUCGAUCGACGUCGAUGUCCCUGGCAAGACGGUCACCUUGGACCACUCGCCCGCCAUCACCCCAGUGUCCAAGCUCGCAGCCUUGCUCCAAGAGAUAGGCUACCGCGUCGCAGAUGUUCAGGUCCUCGAACAUGGUCGUGCCUCAAGCAGCGAGCUCACAAUGUCGCCCCAUUCACCUUCUGCAGUACUUGAUAGUGUGGCUGGGGACGACGACGAGGAGAGCGUCAUAGCAGAAGAGAAGCGGCGUCAUCACGCACACUGCAAGGCGUGCCAGGAUACCCUCAACGAUCCCCGCCUUGCGCUGGACGUGAUCGUCUCGUCUUCUGGGCCUCGCACCAAGCGCGUGGACCUCUCCAUUGAAGGCAUGACUUGCAGCAGCUGUGUCGGUGGCAUCACCAAGGCUCUGCGCGGCGAAGGCUGGAUCACGGGCGUGGAUGUGGCCCUGCUUACCAACUCGGCUAGUGUGGCCAUCGAUGGCUCGCAUGAUCCGCAGGAGGUGGUGGAGUUGAUUGAAGACCUGGGCUAUGGGGCAAGCGUGGAGGGCAUCGAGUUGCUGGGAGGCAAGGAGGAAGAGACUGGGGAAAAAGGCGAGAGACGGGAGGAGGGGCAGCUCAUACGCAGGACAGCGACUAUCCAGCUCAAAGGCUUUCAUUGCCCGCGCUGCCCGCAGCGAGUCAUUCAGGCUCUACAUGCACUCAACGAUGACGACGACACGCGAGCCGUCUCGGUCCACAAGGCGCCUACGGAAGCAGACCCAACGGUUGAGAUAUCCUAUCUCCCCCACGCCCCCGGCUUCACGAUACGCCGCAUCCUCCAGCACAUCGCCACGCUCGAUCCAGCCUUUACCGCUUCGCUGCGCCAACCCACUUCUCCAGAGGACAGGGCAAACGCUAUACGCGCGCGAGAGCGUCGUGGAAUCCUAUUGCGAGUCGUUCUUACGCUCGUCCUCGCCAUCCCCACCUUCGUCGUAGGCGUCGUCUUUAUGAGCAACCUCGCCCCUUCCUCCUCUACCGCCAGUCGAUACUUUUCUCAUCGGCUUUCAGGCGUCAUGCGAAGCGAAUGGAUCCUCCUCGCCCUCUCAACGCCCGUCUACCUCUUCGCAGCGGACGUCUUCCACCGCCGCGCAGCCAAGACGCUCUGGGUCCUCUGGAGGCCCGCAAGUCGUACGCCGGUGCUGCAGCGUUUCCUCCGUUUUGGCAGUAUGGACGUGCUCAUCUCGCUCGGCGUCACGGUGGCGUACUUUGCUUCGCUUGGACAGGUAGCUGCUACCGCGAGUCGCAGCGGCUCCACCGGCCAGCUGGGAAUGGGCGUCAAGCUGGGCCUGGGAAUGGACAUGGGACCGGGGUCCGGCAUGCCUGGCAUGGAUGCGGGAAUGGACUCGACUCACAGCGACUCGUACUUUGACUCUGUGGUGUUCCUCACCCUCUUCCUUCUGUUGGGCCGACUGCUCGAGGCGCUCAGUAAGGCAAAGACGGGGGAGACGGUUGCCAAGCUCGGAACCUUGCGACCCAAUUCUGCCACGCUCGCCGAGGGAGGCGAGGUGGUAUCCGCAGAAUUGCUCGAAGUCGGCGAUGUGGUCACCGUACCGCACGGUGCCUCCCCUCCCUGGGACGGAACACUGGUGGAUGAGCAAGCCCAAUUCUCCGAGGCGACCCUGACCGGCGAGUCGAUGCCCGUCAGCAAAGCUUCCGGCGCUCCAGUCUACUCCGGCACGAUCAACCUAGGCUCCCCGGUCUCGGUCCGUAUCACCGCCGCGUCCGGCAAGUCCCUGCUGGACCAAGUCAUCGACCUAGUUCGCCAAGGCCAGACAAGACGCGCCCCAGUGGAAGAUCUGGCGGACAAGCUCACCGCCCAUUUCGUCCCCGUGAUAGUGCUCAUCGCCCUCACUACUUGGCUCGUCUGGCUCGCCCUAGGGCUGAGCGGUCGCCUCCCCUCCGACUGGCUGGAUGUAGCGCAUGGUGGCUGGCCAUUCUGGAGUCUCCAGUUCGCAAUCGCCGUCUUCGUCGUGGCUUGCCCCUGCGGCAUUGGCCUCGCCGCGCCUACGGCCAUCUACGUGGGCGGAGGGCUGGCUGCAGAGCAUGGUAUCUUGGCCAAAGGCGGAGGAGAGGCGUUUCAGCUCGCGAGCCAGAUUGAUGCAGUCAUCUUCGACAAGACUGGGACACUCACCCGCGGAGAGGUGGUUAUUGCAGACUUUGUGCAACUCGACGACGCCGGCGAGCGGUGGGACGAGCAGACCACGCGUGCUUGCCUCUCGCUGCUGGAGGGUCGCAGUAGCCAUCCGAUUGCUCGCGCAGUGUGCGACUGGGCGGGCGAUGAGGCAAAGGAGAGCGGUAACGUCGAAAUGAGCGACGUGGUUGAAGUGCCAGGCAAGGGUGUGCGGGGCGUCGCUACUACGCCUGACGGGAGAAAAGCCGAAGUGAUGGUAGGCAAUGAAGCCAUGCUCCAGCAACACGAGGUGGCCAUCUCCCCCUCAUCGGCCGGAGCCCUACAAGGUUGGAAGCAGCAAGGCAAGUCCGUCCUCCUCUUCGCCGGGCGUCACAUCGACUCCUCGGACCUCUCGACCCCCUGGCAGCUCCUCGCAAUCCUCUCGGCAUCAGAUACCAUCCGUCCCGAAGCUCCCUCCGUCGUUACCGCCCUCGAGUCUCGCGGGAUCCACUGCUGGAUGCUCUCCGGUGAUAAUCGCCUGGCCGCGGCCAGCGUGGCCAGAAUCGUGGGCAUCGACCCCUCCCGCGUUGUGGCCGAGGUGCUCCCCGAGCAGAAAGUAGAGCAGGUCAAGCGCAUCCGCACCGGCGAUGGCAAGGGGAGACGCACGGUCGCCAUGGUAGGAGACGGGAUCAACGACUCGCCCGCCCUCGCCCUCGCCGACGUAGGCAUCGCCAUCGGCACGGGAUCGGACGUAGCCAUCUCGGCCGCUUCCUUCGUCCUGCUAAACGCCAACCUACGCACGCUCCUCGUGCUCUUCGAUCUCAGUCGCGCCGUGCUCAGGAGGGUCAAGUCCAACUUCUUCUGGGCGAUCCUGUACAAUGCAGUCGCCCUGCCUGUCGCGGCUGGCGUGCUGUAUCCGGUAGUGGCGGGUGGGAAGCACGUGAGGUUGGAUCCGGUGUGGGCGAGCUUGGCCAUGGCUUUGAGCAGUGUCAGUGUGGUGUGUAGCAGCUUGCUACUCCGCGUUCCUGUGCCCGUGUUGGGCUGGCGAUCUGCAGUCAAGAAGCAGGUUGACUUGCCUCCCUCUUUCUUCUUCACGGAUACCUACUUCUCCUUCACCACCUGCGCAAUCUUCCUCGCCCGCCAACAAGCCCCCACCCCAGCAGUAAUCAUGGCCGUCCAGACCGUCCAAGCAAAGGCGGCCAGCUCAACCUCGUACACACCCUGCCUAUCCGUAGGCGACGGCACGCGCAUCAGCCUUGCCCUCAAAUCAGGCAGAGCAGCCAGCGCAGUCCCCGCAAGCACAGCCACGAAGGAGAAGACGCGCUGCAAGGCAAUAGCCAGCCCGGCCCAAGUGAAGAGACGAGCCCAAUCGCGAUGGCGCAAAUACUGGCGCGAUCUAGCCGUUCUCCACGUCUUCCACAGCGUCACACCUUGCACGACGCUUAGGAUGGUAGUCCCCGCCUCGGUCGUGGGCAGCCAGCCUGCGUGCAUGUGA
Messenger RNA from Jaminaea rosea, 6138 nucleotides. Its product is annotated as heavy metal translocatin. Gene Ontology annotation, cellular component: chromosome, centromeric region; membrane; nucleus. Gene Ontology annotation, molecular function: P-type divalent copper transporter activity; copper ion binding; ATP binding. The record is from RefSeq and is a predicted model, not a curated record. Gene Ontology annotation, biological process: copper ion homeostasis; monoatomic cation transport; meiotic chromosome segregation. NCBI's taxonomy places the organism in Eukaryota, Fungi, Basidiomycota, Exobasidiomycetes, Microstromatales. The transcript is spliced from 5 exons. The coding region runs from base 94 to 6138 and encodes 2014 amino acids.